Molecule: messenger RNA, 366 nt
Organism: Canariomyces notabilis
Lineage: Eukaryota; Fungi; Ascomycota; Sordariomycetes; Sordariales; Chaetomiaceae
Product: eukaryotic translation initiation factor SUI1
Exons: 5
Coding region: 1-366 (121 amino acids)
Biological process (GO): translational initiation
Cellular component (GO): eukaryotic 43S preinitiation complex
Molecular function (GO): translation initiation factor activity; ribosomal small subunit binding; RNA binding
Source: RefSeq, a predicted model, not a curated record
AUGUCAGGCGCAAUCGAGAUCCAGAAUCUCAAGAGCCGCGACCCCUUCGCCGAAGCCGACGAGGACUCGGGACAGACUACUCAAACCCAGGAGUAUAUCCAUAUUCGCAUUCAGCAGCGUAAUGGACGCAAGACCUUGACCACGGUGCAAGGUAUUCCAAGCAAGUUUGAUCACAAGAAGAUCCUUAAGGUCAUCAAGAAGGAGUUCGCUUGCAAUGGCACCAUCAUUAGUGACACCGAGUCCAAGGGUCUUGGCGAGGUGAUCCAGCUGCAGGGCGACCAUCGCAUCAAGAUCAAGGACUUCCUCGUCGACCCCGAGAAUGGUCUCGGCCUCGAUGAAAAGACCAUCAAGAUUCACGGCUUCUAA